Molecule: messenger RNA, 654 nt
Organism: Aureobasidium subglaciale EXF-2481
Lineage: Eukaryota; Fungi; Ascomycota; Dothideomycetes; Dothideales; Saccotheciaceae
Exons: 2
Coding region: 1-654 (217 amino acids)
Source: RefSeq, a predicted model, not a curated record
AUGCCGCGCCUGCUUGCCUCAGUUGGUCUUCUAAGCUUGCUCAGCAGCACCGCGUAUGCCGCAGCUUGCUCACGCUGCCCCAUCUCCAUUGCCUAUACCACUCCUGCAGGCUGUCCAGCUUUGAACUGCAUCUCACCGACCUGCACAGUCACAUCUUUUACCACCUAUGUCGAGUCCUACUGCAGCACGAAGACUCGUACUGCAUGCCCGAGAUCGUGCUCUCCCUGCUACACCGAGACUGUCACCAUGGAGGACUUCCCAACCAUAGUCCCCGACCCAGAUCCAGUCCCUCCAUCUCCUACCGAUGUGUCUUUCCCCGACACUACGGCCAACCCAGGUGGCCCGAUCGACUUGCCUUCUCCUACCAGUGUUCCUCCGGUCGGCCUACCUUCUCCCAUCAGUGUUUCUUGCGCUCCUUACACUAUCACCACAACUGCAGAGGAUCCAUCAUGCACUUUCGACACUUCUACGUGCAUCAGGCCUCUUUGCGUAUACGAGACCACCACGACUGUCCCUAGCUGUGGAGAUGCUGUUACAGAGACCGAGCUCGCUGCAUGUGCAACCGAAUGUCCGAUUGGCUGUGCCACGUUCACGUACACUACUACUGCAGGAGCCGAAUCAACUGCAACCGCAGGCACUUUGGAUAGACUCUGA